Molecule: messenger RNA, 1425 nt
Organism: Necator americanus (New World hookworm)
Lineage: Eukaryota; Metazoa; Nematoda; Chromadorea; Rhabditida; Ancylostomatidae
Exons: 12
Coding region: 1-1425 (474 amino acids)
Molecular function (GO): oxidoreductase activity
Source: RefSeq, a predicted model, not a curated record
AUGCGCAUUGUAUGCAUUGGAGCAGCACCGACAGGCUUGGGAGCUGCGUUUCGUCUGAACGAGCUGAUCCAGGAAAAGAACGAAAACACCGAAGAUGUCGAGAUGAUUAUUUUUGAAAAGGAAGCCUACGCAGGCGGACUUUCCUGCACCGUGAAGGACGACAAAGGUUUCCUCUGGGAUAUGGGAGGUCAUAUCACUUUCAACCAUAAUUUUCCAUACUAUGAAAAGGCCGUCAAAUGGGCAGUGAAUGAGUGGAACAGCCUUCAGCGGAACUGCAUGGUGGACAUGAACUACCUCUACGACACUCCUGGGAUCCAUCUAGUCCCUUAUCCGGCCCAAUUUGCUGUGCCUUUGUUUCCCGAACAAAUAAAGCAGGAAUGUCUUAAGGACCUCAAGGAACGCUAUGAGAAGGAACCUGAAGGGAUCCCAGAGAACUUCGACGAUUGGGUACUGAAACAUUUCGGACCAACUAUCCUAGACAUAUUCUUCAAACCCUACACAAAGAAGGUGUGGACAGUUGAUCCUGGAAAGAUGUCACCGAACUGGGUUGGAACACGAGUUGCCAAACUGCCACAGGAAAAACUUGAAGAGCUUUGUUCAAUGAACAAGGAGGAGUUAGCCAAUGCGGAUUUCGGCUGGGGACCGAACUCAUACUUCACAUUCCCUAAAUAUGGAGGUACUGGGAAUGUAUGGAAUUCUAUGGCUAAGAAGCUGCCGGCAAAUUGGUUUAAAUUUAACACAGAGGUUGUGAGUUUAGACCCUGCCGCAAAACGCUUGCGUUACGUAAGCCGUGAAUCGAAUGAGGUGAAGGAACUCGACUAUGAUAUUCUGUUGAAUGCGGCUCCAAUCGAUAUUCUCGUUAGAGAGACUAAAAUUUGCCCGGAAAUCAAUGUAGAUCACAAUAAGGUGUUUAUUGUUGGUGUAGGCCUUGAGAAACCAAUGACAGAAUUCAUGGAAAAAUUCACAUGGCUUUAUUUCCCCGAUCCUAACGUCCCAUUUUUCCGAGUUACGAUUCUCAGCAGAUAUGGAGAGGUGACACCGGAUGGUAACAAGUAUUGGUCGGUUAUGUGUGAAUGCGCACGACCGAUUGAUGAUCCGGUAACCGAGGAAGAAAUCGUAAAGAAAGCCAUCGACGGACUUGUAAUCAAGAGCAUGAUUCAACGCGAUAAGAUUGUCUCCGUAUAUUCCACCACUUUGGAUUACGGUUAUCCAAUUCCAACGCCUGCUCGAGAUCCUGAACUAGCGCGAGCUCAUCGUGAGCUGGAGAAGCACUCAAUCUAUUCGAGGGGACGUUUCGGUGGCUGGAAGUACGAGGUUUCGAACCAAGACCACUGCUUCAUCCAAGGAAAAGAAUUUAUCGAUCGUGUCGUAUUAAAUGAACCAGAAAAACUGUACAAGACAGGCCUAGCAGAAAGACAGGGUUAA